AUGGGAAUCGAAGACAAUUCGAUCGAAUUCCGUAUGGAAACAGAUCGAUACACAGGGAAUCCGGCUGAUUACAUCGACGACGCAGCUGAGGCGUUGGAGACUUUCGAGGUUGGUUCUUUUUCAUCUUCUGAGGAGGUUGUGGUUUGUGCUGUGUGUAAAGAUGCAAUGGUGAUUGGUGAAAUUGGGAAGAAGCUUCCUUGUGGACAUAGUUACCAUGGGAAUUGUAUUGUGCCAUGGUUAGGAACAAGGAACUCUUGUCCUUUGUUUUGA
This is a messenger RNA of Arabis nemorensis, 270 nucleotides long. NCBI's taxonomy places the organism in Eukaryota, Viridiplantae, Streptophyta, Magnoliopsida, Brassicales, Brassicaceae. The record is from the annotation of a GenBank genome assembly.